GGAAGGCGAUGAGAUGCUGCAGCUAGGGACCGGUCAAUCUUUUGAAGUUCCAAAUUCUUCUCAAUCGUCCCUACUGUCCACCAUUUCUCGAUUUACUGGCAUCUUGGCAUACAAGGUCUUCUGUCGGGCCCAGCAGUCUCAAGUUUCGGUAACGGUAGCCGGUCGCUGACGUCCUCCUGGGCGUUCACCGACUUAUCUCACCUGCCUUCCUGUAGCAGCACCGUCACCAGUUCAACUGCCGCAGUCAACAUGGCCACGCUUCAAGUCAUUCCUACAAAGCCCCAGAAGACGCCUUUGGGCGCUCCUCUACCGGAGGUCAAGCCUGCUCCUCGGCCCAAGCUCGACGCGGAGCAGGAGGCCAAGUUCAAGUCGCUCCUCGAGAAGGCGCGCGCCUUCACCGAGAUCACCUGCCCCAAGGAGACCUCCAAGUCCGGUCCCAUCCGCGAGAAUGAACGCAUGUGGCUCACAAAGGAAUGCCUCCUGCGCUACCUUCGCGCCACGCGUUGGUCUGUCGACGAUGCCGCCAAACGGCUCCUGGCCACCAUUGCCUGGCGUCGCGAGUAUGGACUGGAGGAGUUCACUCCCGACUACAUCUCUCCCGAGCAGGAGACAGGCAAGCAGAUGAUUGUCGGUUUCGACAAGCAGGGCCGCCCGUGCCAGUACCUGAACCCUUGGCGGCAAAACACGGAUGCUUCGCCCAGGCAGAUCCACCACCUGUUCUACAUGGUGGAGCGGGUGACGGAUAUGAUGCCUCCCGGCGUGGAAGCGCUGAGCCUGCUCAUCAACUUCAAGACCACCAAGCAGAGAUCAAACACCAGUGUGCCUGUGUCGACGGCGAGGGAGGUGCUGCACAUUCUCCAGAAUCACUACCCUGAACGUCUGGGCAAGGCCCUCAUCAUCAACGUGCCCUGGGUCGUCUGGGGCUUCUUCAAGAUCAUCACACCGUUCAUUGACCCCAUCACCCGCGAGAAGCUAAAGUUCAACGAGGACAUGAAGGCCUACGUCCCUGCGGAGCAGCUCUGGAGCGAGGAUUGGGCCGGGAACAUGGACUUUGAGUACGACCAUGAGACGUACUGGCCUGCGCUCAACGAGAUGUGCAAGCAGCGCCGCGAGGAAAAGCAGAGACGCUGGGAGGCUGGCGGCAAAAUCAUCGGUGAGAGCGAGGACUACCUGGCUGGCGGCACCAAGGUCAGCGCCGAAGGCGUUGAGUACUCCACCGAGGCCGGCAAGGAAGACCAGAAGCAGGUUGAGGAUGUCGACGCCGUCGGCGAAAAGCUGGCUGCGGCAAACUUGCAAGAUCCUGAGGCCAAGGUCGAGGCUGCUUCUUAAUCCGAUCUGAAUAGAUGCUCAUAGAUUUUUUAGAACUUGGAAAGGUUUGACGGCCUUGGGAUUCGGUAACGUCAUCUCCUAGGUUUUCAUC
Emericellopsis atlantica is the source of this 1420-nucleotide messenger RNA. RefSeq names its product CRAL-TRIO domain-containing protein. Gene Ontology annotation, molecular function: phosphatidylinositol transfer activity. The record is from RefSeq and is a predicted model, not a curated record. The transcript has 2 exons. Bases 250 to 1329 code for a protein of 359 amino acids. Lineage: Eukaryota; Fungi; Ascomycota; Sordariomycetes; Hypocreales; Bionectriaceae.